UCUUGAUUCUCAUCAUGAGUGAGACAAGAAGUAGAUAGAUGUGCAAGGUGGGGUUUUCUUUAUUGUCAAAAUCUGAACGGUCUCUUAAUGAUAAGUAGUUUUUAAUUACUUUUCUAUUGUUGACCUCUCUUCUCUCUUCCCCUAUCCUUUGUCAAUCUCUUUCUUUUGUGAAUGAUUACAUACGACGGCUUGGAGACUUGUAUCAUCAACAAUCAAUCAUAUGAAGAAGAAAGCGGAACAAGUCGAGGAGAUGGAUGCCUGACUGAUUCGUUGGAUGAUGAUGCGUUUUCAAGCUGUUCAUCAAGCAAAGAUGCCUCUAGCUCUUUUUCUUCAAAAUGGUUACCGAUGAAGAAUGAUGAACACAGUUGCGAUGGUUUGAACUUAUCUGGAAGGUCCCAUCAUUUUGAUGCUAAGGAGAAGAAACAAGGUUACGGCAGUACUCAACAUUUUGAUGGUAAGGAGAAGAAGCCAGGCUAUGUCUAUUGUCAUUUGGAUGUGGAAGCUAUGAAGGAGAAAUUUUCUAAGCUAUUGCUCGGCGAAGAUGUCACUGGGGGAUGCAAGGGUGUCCAAGUAGCUUUGGCUUUGUCAAAUGCUGUAACACAUCUUGCUACGUCGAUUUUCGGCGAGCUCUGGAAAUUGGAACCCUUGUGUGAGGAGAAAAAACAGAAAUGGAGAAGGGAAAUGGAUUGGCUACUUUCUCCAACUAACUACAUGAUUGAGUUAGUGCCUUCUAAGCAAAAUGAUGCCAAUGGAAGAUCACUUGAGAUAAUGACCCCGAAAGCCCGCGCGGACAUCCAUAUGAAUCUCCCUGCUCUACAGAAGUUGGACUCCAUGCUAAUCGAGACACUGGAUUCUAUGGUGAACACAGAGUUUUGGUAUUCUGAGAUUGGUAGUAGAGCUGAGGGUAAGAACAAGACUACAAGCGAGAGCAAGCGAUGGUGGCUUCCAUCGCCACAAGUGCCUAAACCCGGGCUCUCUAACUCAGGAAGGAAGAAAUUACUUGACAAAGGCAAAGUUGUUUAUCAAGUCUUCAAAGCUACAAAAGCCAUAAAUGAAAACAUUCUUCUUGAAAUGCCAGUACCCGUUGUAAUCAAGGAAGCAAUACCCAAAUCAGGAAAGAACAGCCUCGGUGAUGAACUAUACAAGAUGUUGGCUGUGGAAUCUGCCACAGUAGAUAAAAUCUUUAUAUCUCUCAAUUUGGGAACUGAACAUGCAGCACUCGAGACAGUUAACAAGUUAGAAUCUGCUAUAUUUGCUUGGAAGGAAAGGAUUACAGAACAAGGCAGUAGCGGUAAAUCCCCUGUACGAGCAUCGUGGUCAUUCGCUAAAGAUCCAUUGUCUGAAAUUGGUCGCAAUGAGUCACUCUUGAACCGCGCAGAAGCGCUUAGAAAUCAUAUCAAAUCCAAACACCCUAAUCUCCCUCACUCGUUUCUUGAUGCCACAAAGAUCCAAUAUGGCAAGGACAUUGGUCAUGCGGUUCUUGAGGCAUAUUCCCGAACACUUGCAAAUCUAGCUUUCCGGAUUCUUUCAAGAAUGGGAGAAAUCUUGAAAGAAGAUUCUUUAAGCAACCCUAACUCUCCUGCACCACCGAGUUGCUUCCCUAACUCCCGUGACCCUUAUAGAACACCCGAGAGGCCUUUGCUUUCGUCCCGUGUAAGGCAUUCUUUAACUGACGACAUGAACAAAGCCGAUGGGACAGAGACUGGUUUAGAUUUUUUGUUUGCAGAUAUUAAGGCAAGUUCAGUGAAUACAACUCCAAGUAGAAGCAGUAGACUGUGGUGUUUGAGUAAAGUGCCUUCUGAUACUUCUUCUUGAUUUAGAGGGUCUUCGUAGUUCG
Arabidopsis arenosa is the source of this 1837-nucleotide messenger RNA. The record is from the annotation of a GenBank genome assembly. Lineage: Eukaryota; Viridiplantae; Streptophyta; Magnoliopsida; Brassicales; Brassicaceae.